UGAUCGUCAAGGCAUAUUGUUAGCUACAUAUCAAUAUCCAAAGUGGCUGUUCCCAUUCACUCCUGUAUAUUGAAUUUUUUAUUUUUUUUUUGCAUUCGUGUACAUUAUUUUAGCUGCUAGCUCUGCAAUCAUUUUUUUUUAUCUCCAUUUCUGUACAUUCACGCCCACGUUUUAGCACCAGCUACCAAUAAAAAUAAAAAAAAGUAGACAAUAAAAAUGUGGCCAGGAACUCACACAUAAUUGAUGAGAAAGACUGUGUAGUCAUAAAGCUGCACUCAUCUUGCAGGGUUUUUAAUAGCAAACUCGGGCAUGGUCCUGUCUCAGAUCUGCAGGUGAACACACCCAGGAAGGAAUUAAAAUGCCAUCCUGCUGUUUCCUUGUGUUAGCGCUGUGUGCGGCCCAGACGUUGUGCGUCACCAUCGACUCGGUGCCCGGCGUGGAUGGCAAGGGAGUUAUCCUGACCGAGCUGGAGACCACCGUGUCGCUGGUGUGUCGUAGCGGCCGCUCCGAAGAUGAAGGGGCGGAGCUGGUGUGGCUGAGGAACGGCGCGACGGUGACUCUCGGAGAGGGAAACCGCAAAGGGCAAAGCGGCGUGUGCGUCAUGCCGGUCAUCCACCAGGACAACGGAGCCACCUUCACGUGCCGCCUGAGCGCCAACGCCACUGUUGAGGCCUCCGUCACCCUCAACGUCACAUAUCCACCCAUGCUUUCAGGAUCUGAAGCAGUGCGGGUGGAGGAUGACUCGCCACUGGUCCUGGACUGUGAGACCUUUGCCAACCCGCCCGUCUCCUCUGUGCGGUGGACUCUCAAUGGCAGCGCUCUGGACCUCCUAGCAGGGGGCUUCUCCAUGACCCAGGAUGGCUUCACUAGCCAGCUCUCAGCUGACAAGGCGGAGAAGAGUAAGCACGAGGGCCUCUACCGCUGCAUAGCUGACUCACCCGUCUACGGAAUCAAGAGCAGGGAUUUUCUCGUCACCGUCACAGAAAAGACCCCCAAGUUUCCACUCAUACCCCUCAUAGCUGGUGCGGUGGUGUUGUGCCUAUCAGGACUCCUUGCCGUUGUUUCACGCUGGAAAAAAAUCAUCAAGUGCUGCAAGUGAACGAUGUUUGUCGACUUCACAUGCCCGCCUGCGGCCAAUUAGCUUUGUGCUAAGGCUAAGAGAACUAGCGAAUCAAACAAAUCAUUUCGUAGUUCUCCACAUGAUUGCUGGUCUUCAUGACAGCAGAGAAGAGCCCUUGCACUAAGUUAGCUUUGUAUAAAGCUAAGGCCAAGUCAACUAGCUAAUUAAAUCACUGCUUUUGUAGCCCUCCAUGAGGACGCCUGUUUAUUGUAAAUUACAAUUCAACGAGGCUGCCCGAAGCUAGUUAGCUUAGCAUACAGCUAACCAUCAAAAAAAAGAGUCCUUUUUCAGCACUCCACAAGGACGUCGGUUUAUUGUAAAUUGGUAUUCAACAAGACUGCCUCCAGCCAGUUAGCCUAGCAUAAUUCAGGAACUCUUCAUUAUUUUUCCACCUAACCUGCUUAUAGUUUUAUUAUUACUUUGCAACAAAGGAUUUUUUUUUUGUGAUUUAUAUGGAUAAUCUAGUAUUGUAGCAAGUUUGAGAGUAAGAUUAUUUUAUCAUUAUGUUUAAUGUCUUGUUCAUGAAUUAAAUCUGAAUUUAAGUCAAGUUUUAACGCCUGAACUUAAACUCCGGGCUCAAGGACACUGACUCAUGCAAAUAGUGUUAUACAUUUACUUUUAACAAGACAAAAACCCUUGUGUCAACGUCCAAGGCCGAGCUCACGCUGCCUCUCUUCCAUAAAAUUAAUUAAAUAUGGCAGUCAUUAUGUUCACAUGAAAAAAAUCAUGAGGAAUGAUGGAACCAGAUAAGAAAAAGAUAUAGACACUGUCUUUGUUUCUGUGAAUCGAACUAACUACCUAUAGCCGAUUUCAAAGAAAUUGCCAAAGUAGGUAACGUGUCCGCUUUACAACAAUUGUUCUUGCAUGAGUCACAUGGACCUUAAUACAGUCAUGUACGUUGGUUGCCACGGCACACUGAUUACUGUAAUCACAUUUUGGUCCAACAGAAAACGUAUAUAGCCUCAUGAGAAGCGUUUGGUGACAACUGUGAAGUUGAACCUGAACCACCUUUCCUCGCGCCACAAAAAAAUAGCCAUGACCCGAGGACGCCUACCAAAUACCGCACAGACUUGAGCGACACCUGCAGGUCGAUUCUCAACACCACACUCUAAAGUAAAGUGAAUCGCAGUAAUUUAAUGCGAUUGGAGUCAAGAGAGCGACACCGUGGGAUCAGAAAGACUCAGGUUCGAUCCCGGACCUGGUCGCGUAGAGUUUGCAUGUUCCCCGUGCCUACGUGGGCACUCCGGAUUGCUCCCACAUCCCAAAAAUAUGCAACAUUAAUUGGACACUCUAAAUUGCCCCUAGGUGUGAUUGUGAGUACGACUGUUUGUCUCUAUGUACCCUGCGAUUGGCUGGGAACUAGUCCAGGGUGUACCCUGCCUCCUGCCCGAUGACGUGACCCUCGUGAGGAUAAGCGGCUAAGAAAAUGGAUGGAUGGUGUCAAGAGAGAGAAAAAGUGACAUCAGCUGCUGACGAGACAAGAGGUUCCUUAAUUUUGUGUAGAAAAAUAGGCCUCAUUAUUUGAA
Syngnathoides biaculeatus (alligator pipefish) is the source of this 2646-nucleotide messenger RNA. RefSeq names its product transmembrane and immunoglobulin domain containing 1 (gene tmigd1). The record is from RefSeq and is a predicted model, not a curated record. Bases 359 to 1099 code for a protein of 246 amino acids. The transcript has 6 exons. Lineage: Eukaryota; Metazoa; Chordata; Actinopteri; Syngnathiformes; Syngnathidae.